GGGGGCGUGAACUGUCUCCUAGGUGAUGCUGCCACACACACACACACACACACACUGCAAAGACAACCCACAGAAGCGAGCGACAGACAGAGAGAGAGAGAGAGAGGGAAGAGGAGGCAGGCCAGGCUGUUUUUGCAUCCUCUAGAUGUGGAUUGUACCUUGUUUUCACCAUGGCACCAUCACGGCACCGGUAGCAGGGGCUGCUGGGAGAUCAGAUGCGCGGCUUCAAACAUCAUCUCUCUGAGAUGGCCGUGCACGCGUGCAGCUGGAGGCAGAAAUGCAUCGGGCUCUCUCAGGCGAACGGCAGCCUGCAGUGGGAGGCUGACUGAGAGCGCGCGCGCGCGUGCGUGCGUUCACACAGCCCCACAAAGCCUCUUCCCAGCUGGAGAGGCUGCUAAAUUCAUCACCGCACAACGGCAAGGUCUCUGCUGUAGUAUCUGACAAUGUUUCGCAAAAAGAAGAAGAAGAGGCCAGAGAUUUCAGCACCGAAGAACUUCGAGCAUCGUGUUCAUACGUCUUUUGAUGCCAAGCGAGGGGUCUUCGUCGGCCUUCCGACACAAUGGCAGAGUUUAAUCGAAAACCUCCGGAGACCCAAACCAAUGGUGGACCCUUCCAGGAUAACACCGGUGGAGCUCAAACCAAAGAAGACCAUCGUGCGAGGCAGUAUGAUCGGCCACGGAGACUACAUCUCAGCCAUGCUGUCCGACAUGAGCCGGCUGUCCGUCACCAGCUCCAACUCCCUGCGCAAGAGCAGCCCGUCGGCACGCAAGAGAGCGCAGUCGCUCGGCCGCCUGGGGGAAGUGAACGAGGCUGACGCCUAUCAGUAUGAAGGACUGGAUGAAGCCGAACCGCACUGGGGCGACAGGUCACGAAACAUUCACAGUGAGAGCGGCACUCCGUACAUGGGCCUGAAGAAGAGCAUUACACUCCAGCCCAACGGCGUCCUGCCCAGGGCCAAAUCCACCUAUGAGGUCAGCAUGAGCUCUCUGGAGGGACCUCCACCCCCUCCGGCCCUUCCGGCCCCUCCGCCGCCCCCCAUCCCCGUCCCAGAGCCGCCCAGAUCCAUGUAUCUGGGUGGAGAUGUGGGGAGCCCCACCGAGAGGCUCAUGAUGAGACGAGAGUUUCCCAUCGUGUUCGCACACAACCAGAGGCCCAUCACCUGUUUCUACAGCCCCACGAUGCCCAUGCAGCAUCCGCAAGGAGACAGUCUCACUCCGGACAUGAGGACGGCCAACAGACUGCUGGUCCACCCGCAAAACAGCCCAGGGAGACCAUUCUCCUCAUAUGACCUGAAGGCCGACGCAGCCAUGAGACACCAGCCAGGAUAUUUGCACAGUGGCACCAGCAGUCCACUCAUGAGCGGCACCAGGCCACACAAAACCGUCCGUUCAUCCUCCAGCUACACGAUCGGACUCUCACCCAACAUUAGUUAUCGGCCCACCGGUCCAGACCCCUUUAUGAGACACUCGGGCUGCCCGAACCCAGGACUCUACCCUAGACAGGACAGUCCGUCCCAGCCACGGCCGUCCCCCACCGGCUCUCUGGCCAACAGCCCUCCGGGAACCUGCUCGCCUGCAUUCAGACCCCCGCUGCAUCCCUCGCCGCGCCCACCGCCUGACCCCCCGAAAGUCACCCACGAGCAGUUCAAGGCUGCCCUGCAGAUGGUGGUGGAUAAAGGAGACCCACGCUCAUAUCUGGAGAACUUCGUGAAGAUCGGAGAGGGAUCCACGGGUGUGGUGUGCAUCGCCCGCGAGAAACACAGCGGACGUGUGGUGGCCGUCAAGAUGAUGGACCUCAGGAGACAACAGCGCAGAGAACUGCUCUUCAACGAGGUGGUGAUUAUGAGAGAUUACCAGCACAGGAACGUGGUGGAGAUGUUCAAGAGCGCUCUGGUGGAGGAGGAACUCUGGGUAAUCAUGGAGUAUCUGCAGGGAGGAGCUUUAACAAACAUCGUGUCUGAAACCAGGCUGAGCGAGGAGCAGAUCGCCACGGUGUGUGAGGCCGUGCUGCAGGCGCUCGCGUAUCUCCACUCACAAGGUGUCAUCCACAGAGACAUCAAGAGCGACUCCAUCCUGCUCUCGCUGGACGGCCGCAUCAAGCUGUCAGACUUUGGAUUUUGCGCUCAGAUCAGUAAAGAUAUCCCUAAGAGGAAGUCUUUGGUGGGCACUCCGUACUGGAUGGCUCCUGAGGUCAUCUCUAAGUCACCAUAUGGAACUGAGGUGGAUGUUUGGUCUCUGGGCAUCAUGGUGGUGGAGAUGGUGGAUGGAGAACCUCCGUAUUUCAGUGAAACUCCUGUGGCUGCGAUGAAGCGGCUGAGAGACGAGCCGGCGCCCACCGUACGCAACGUUCAUCAGGUGUCCCCGGUGCUGAAGGACUUUCUGGACCGCAUGCUGACGCGAGACCCGCUGGAGCGAGCGAGCGCCACCGACCUCCUGGAGCAUCCCUUCCUCCUGCAGGCCAGCUCUCCGCAGUGCCUGGUGCCCCUAGUGGAGCAGUACCGCAAGCGCAUGUCCCGCUGCUGAAGUCCCCGCCGUCCACCCGUCGCCUACGGAGUGAAAAAGAACCAGAAAAGCAGCGGCUUUUCCGGCCUGCCAGAGUGGAAAGCACCCAGAGCGACCAGGACUGAGAGGGCUGUUUUACGAGAUAUGAACUCACACAGCCAUUUUCUUCCACCCGAGGACGUCUGAUUGGUGCUUAAAAGGCAGUGAAUUAGAGCAGAAGUGCGUCUGACUGAAAACGCCACUGGGUUUUAUUGUGUUCUGUUUGAAGCUGCUCAUUUUCAGUGUUAUCUGCGGCCACAGAAACCUGGAACUACUGAAUUUGUACACAUCCAUCACGCUUGUGUUCAUUUAUCAGAUAUUUUGGCUAAAUUUAUCAUGUUUCAAUAUAAUGAUUUUGAUCUCGCUGUUGGUUUUUACAGCUGUGUUAAACAGUUUUAACACUUUACAAUAAGGUCCCGUUUGUUAGCAUUAGUUAACUAACACUGGAAAAAUUUAUUAAUGUUAAUUUCAACAUUUACUAGUACAUUAUUAAAGUCAAAAGUUGUAUCUGUUGAUAUAGUUUUAAUGGACCUGAACUAACAUGAACUAACAGUUGUGUUUUUAUUAACUAAUGUUAACAAACGUGUUGCUCAGUGUUAUUUAAUGCUAUUUAAUGCAUUAACCAACAUUAACUAAUUGAAUCAUAUUCUAAAGUGUUACUUUAUUAUCUACAAUCUGGAAUUAUAUAGAAUUCAAUUGAUGUGCGUCACAAGUUUUAUGUAUACUGGCUAAAUUUCAAAAGCUUCAAAUGAGGCUCAUCCAAUCAGAUUUUAAUGUUUUGUUACUUGAGUUGAAACCUAAACCUUUUUUGGGUUGAUUUUCCAGCACCAUGAUUUUGGUCAUAUCACCAACAUUUACUUUCAACAACUAACCGUUUAACACAUUUUACCAUUUUUAAACUGCAAUAUUUACCCAAAAUCAGCACAGAAAAUGUGAAAGUCCGGGCCUGCUGAAACUGAGAUCUUACGCCACUGUAGGCAUAUAUUUCACCUGCGUUUUAAAGCUUGUGUAAGACUGGCUUGCAUGGCUAAACAGUGGCACACGCUUGAAUCUUAAUCUGAGGAACGAACACGUUUUUUCAGAAAAGGCGGUGAAAUGAUGUCAUUUGUUGUCAGCACUGAGGGGUGCAAAAUGUUUUUAUGAGCCAUUGUAACCAAUUGUAUAUAUUUUAAUGACCUAUUUAUUAUUUUUUGUCAAUGGAUCGAUAAGCACCUGCUUUUGGAAAGGGUGCUGUGAAUGGUUUGUAAACCGUGUAAAUAUUGCAUCUGAGCUUGAGAUUCUUCAACGGCUGAUUUUACUGUAAAGGCGUCAGAAGAACAAAUAAUGUACAUAAUCAGAGUGGGAAACAACCCGUGUUUGCAUUUGUUCGCAUUAUUUAAUGAUGAGAGAGGAAAGGAAAAGUUUGUUGGUGUGCGUGUGUGUGUGUGCGUUUACAUUUUGGAUGCAGCGUUCAUUGUGAUAUUUUUGCAUCCUACCUGUUGUACUGUGAUAUUUCCUAAAUUAUCAUACUGACAGAUUAAAAGUGAGUCAGAGAGA
Ctenopharyngodon idella (grass carp) is the source of this 4076-nucleotide messenger RNA. RefSeq names its product serine/threonine-protein kinase PAK 6. The transcript has 9 exons. Gene Ontology annotation, cellular component: cytoplasm. The record is from RefSeq and is a predicted model, not a curated record. Gene Ontology annotation, molecular function: ATP binding; protein serine/threonine kinase activity. Gene Ontology annotation, biological process: protein phosphorylation; regulation of MAPK cascade; intracellular signal transduction. Lineage: Eukaryota; Metazoa; Chordata; Actinopteri; Cypriniformes; Xenocyprididae. The coding region runs from base 444 to 2522 and encodes 692 amino acids.